CUGAGCCGGUGAGCAGUGAGCUCCAGUGUGAGAACUUCAAAAAAAAGAGAGAGAGAGAGAGAGAGAGAGAGAGAGAGAGAGAGAGAGAGAAAAGGCGCUGCCCAUGGUGCUGAAACGCCCCACGGUGUCCCCUCAGUCUGUGAGGGGACGGACACCGACGAGCCUGUGAGCAAGCGUCGCCUUCUUUCUUUCCUCAUGUGAGCCCAGCAGGCGCGAUGGGAAGUCACCAGUUCCAGCCGCCAGACGCGUGAGAAGAAGAAGAAGAAGAAAAAAACAAAAAAACAAAAACACAAAACCAUACGGGACAUGGAAGGACUUGUGGAUUUAAAACCCCCUAAAUGACCGUCUGGACAUCGACAGAAAAAGAAGGAAAAAAAAUGUUUCCCGUCGUUUUUGCCGCGUACUUUACCUGCUCGUCUCUCAAUUGACCGGCUCGAGUCAGCGAUUCGUUCAGUUCAUUUCGUUCAUUCAUGAAAAAGGAUCCCCCCCCCCGCCCCCCAACUCAAUACGUUCAAAGAUGAACUGCUGUGAUUUAGUUGCCCUUCAAGCGUAGGACGUCUGCGUGUUUUGUUUGUGUUUGUUUUUUUGUUUUUUUUUUUAACCCGAAGAAGAGCAGCCACAGACAGACAGACAUGGCUCGCCUGCUUGUUUUGGUCAACUCCGUGGUCCUGUUGCUUUUUGGCAGCGACGUGUUCCUGGUGGGAGCGAACCGGCCACCAGCUCCCGUCAACGUGUCCGUCAUGCACCUGCGGGCCGACUCUGCAACUGUAUCCUGGGAGGUUCCAGAAGGAGACAUAAUAAUCGGCUUCUCCAUCUCGCAACAGAGGCAGGAGGGACACAUGCAGAGAUUCAUUCGUGAGGUCAACACCACCAGCCGGUCGUGUGUUCUCUGGGACCUGGAGGAGGAGACGGACUACAUAAUCCAGGUCCAGUCGAUCGGCCUGUACGGGGAAAGCCAAGCCAGCAAGAAGGUCCAUUUUCGCACCCUCAAGAAGACAGACCGCUUCCCCUCCAAUAGCUCGAAUCAAGAUGACCCCACUGUGCAGGGCCUGGACAAGUCCCGGCAUCUACAAACGGGAGAGAUGAUCAUAAUCGUGGUGGUGUUGGUCAUGUGGGCAGCUGUUAUUGCCCUCUUCUGCCGGCAGUAUGACAUCAUCAAGGACAACGACUCCAGCAACAAUAAGGAGAAGGCCAAGCCGUCGUCCGAGAGGAGCACGCCGGAGCACCACAGCGGAGGGCUGCUGAGGAGCAAGUUUCAUCCUUCUGUGCCGUCCAUCAACAUCAUCGAAGUCUGAGAAGAAGGAACCCUCGACCCGUUAGAAUCCUCUCUCUCUUCCACCAUCGAUGCAUUCCCGACCUUUCUCACUGAUGAGGGGAAAAAGCUGACAGAAAUGUUUCUGUGGGUCAUCAUCAGUGAAUAAAGGUUGGCCAAGGCUGUCUUGCAAAAGACGCACAUGCAUGCACAGAGUAUUUGUUGGGAAACGAUAACCUACAGACACACACACACACACACACACACACACACACCCCAUCUACCACCGUACAGUACGUUAGCUAACAGAAACCUCCUCCUGCAGGUUUGAUAGAACUUAAAGUAAUGUUAACCGACGGUGCAGUUAACACUGAUGUCUUUGCCAGGUGCUUGGUAUGUUAUUGCAAUACAAAACACACAAUAUGACGUAUCAUCUCUGGGAGGCCUGUCUUCGUGACUUUAAACACGCAGUGUAUUUUUGAUAUCGGCAUGUGCGAUUAGACCCCGCGUCCAUCCGCUACGGGCAACUCAGCUUUAAAUAAACCAACAUUCCCCAUCACAUGCAGAGUGAAUAUAUCGUCCGAUCACAUGUGUAUAUUAUCCGGGUAGAUUGUGAAUAUGGAGAGAGCGCGAAUAUAUCCGAGAUCCAUUUGUAAGAGCCACCACAACAACAUGUAAUAUUUUCUAAUUAUUGAGAUGAAAACUUACCAUUUCCUGGUUGGCAUUGUAUUUUUUCAUAUUUCAUGCAUAACAAACAUGAUGUCUGUGCAUAUCUCAUUCAUUUACUAAAAAUGAAGUUGCAUGCAGGUCAAUUCGCCUGUAGAAUAGCGUUUCGAUGUGCAUUCUGAGUUAGGUGCCAUAAACGGAGAAAUAAAACACGACUGCAGUUCUGUGACGCUGUUGAUGUUUCCUUCUAUUUCACCUGCUUUUAGGAACAGGACGCCAUCUUUUAUCAUCCAGUAAAUCUUGUACAUUUUUCCUGACAAUUGUAUUUCCUGAAGUGUAAAAUAAACCUUUUGAAUGUCCCAUUACUACGUUGCAGCUAA
This is a messenger RNA of Acanthopagrus latus (yellowfin seabream), 2298 nucleotides long. RefSeq names its product fibronectin type III domain containing 4a (gene fndc4a). The transcript has 6 exons. The coding region runs from base 633 to 1295 and encodes 220 amino acids. Gene Ontology annotation, molecular function: protein binding. The record is from RefSeq and is a predicted model, not a curated record. NCBI's taxonomy places the organism in Eukaryota, Metazoa, Chordata, Actinopteri, Spariformes, Sparidae.